This is a messenger RNA of Panicum virgatum (switchgrass), 348 nucleotides long. Its product is annotated as putative RING-H2 finger protein ATL71. The record is from RefSeq and is a predicted model, not a curated record. Lineage: Eukaryota; Viridiplantae; Streptophyta; Magnoliopsida; Poales; Poaceae. The coding region runs from base 1 to 348 and encodes 115 amino acids. Gene Ontology annotation, molecular function: ubiquitin protein ligase activity. The transcript has a single exon. Gene Ontology annotation, biological process: protein ubiquitination.
AUGGCAUUCUUACUAAUCUCCGAGGUGCUGGCCGCCCUCAAACGGUGGCGUAGCAAGCUCGCCGGCGAGCGCCUGCUGGACAGCGUGCCCGACGUCCCCUACCACCCGCUGCCCGAUAGUGAUGCUGCUGCCGCCGGCGAGGGGUCGCCGCCGUCGUGCUGCGUGAUCUGCAUUGAGGAGUACGAGCGCGGCGAGAGGUGCUUCGUCAUGCCAGGAUGCGCUCACAUGUUCCACAGAGAAUGCAUGCGCAAGUGGCUGCGUCAAGGCAACCCCACCUGCCCAAUCUCUAGAGCAAAACUAGUCGCGCCAGCAGAAGAACGUGUUAGCACGGCAGAGGACAUGGUGUAG